Amphimedon queenslandica is the source of this 10379-nucleotide messenger RNA. RefSeq names its product hemicentin-1-like. The coding region runs from base 145 to 10275 and encodes 3376 amino acids. The record is from RefSeq and is a predicted model, not a curated record. Gene Ontology annotation, molecular function: G protein-coupled receptor activity. NCBI's taxonomy places the organism in Eukaryota, Metazoa, Porifera, Demospongiae, Haplosclerida, Niphatidae. Gene Ontology annotation, biological process: G protein-coupled receptor signaling pathway; cell surface receptor signaling pathway; cell-cell adhesion. Gene Ontology annotation, cellular component: membrane. The transcript is spliced from 37 exons.
GACUCAUCCAUUAAUGUGAAUGAAGUAUCAUCAGUACUAACACUCCAAUCAGUAGAUUAUAAUGACUUUGGAUACUAUGUUUGUAUUGCUACUCUUACCUCAGAUGAUGUUUAUGUUUUAUUUAAUAAUUCUAAUGUGACACUAAUGGACUAUCAUGCUAUAUCAUCUACUGCAACACUGACAGUAUCUCCUCAGGGUAGUAUACAAAUAUAUCCUGAUUACAUUGUAGCAUAUUUUGGUGACACUGUUGUAUUUAAUUGUACCAGUAGAGGUGGACCUAACAAUCAGUAUACAUGGUAUAGAGUAACGAGGAGUGGAAAUAUUACUGUUGGGCUAAUGAAUCAACUUGAAAUUGACAUUAAUUCUUUUGAACUAACUGCAGGAUAUUAUUGUAAUGUUACAAAUGAUGCUGGAUCAAGCAGUGCUUUGACAUUUCUUUAUGGUAUGUUAUCUGUCAGUAUUAUUCCAUCAACUGCCACAGUUCUUACUUUGGGUGAUUCAGUAACUUUAUCUUGUGUUGUCAAUCACAACAUUUCUAAUCCAAAUGACCUCUUAUAUGAAUGGCACAAUAACAAUUAUUUCUUUACAUUUGAUGAAAGUUCAUCCCUCACACUUAAUUACAGUGAUUACUCUUCUGUUGGCCAAGGAGGCAGUUAUACUUGUGUUUCAUACAAUUAUACAUUUAUCCUUUCAACUUAUGGUUUUUCUUCCCAAGUACCUGUAUUUUUUUCUCCAUCAUUUUCAGAGCAACCAGAUUCUGUCAUAUCAAGAUAUAAUGAUUCAGUAAGAUUAUCCUGUACUGCAUUUGGUUAUCCAGUUCCUGUGAUUGAAUGGAAACGAGUCAAUUCAUUAAAUACAAGUGACUUUAUUAAUAACAUUAUUGAACUACCUGAGAAUGCUUAUAACGAUACUGUUGCUGGUACCAAUAACAUCACAUCAACUCUUAUCAUUAAUGAGGUUCAAUAUGAGGACUUUGGCUAUUACAUGUGUGUGGCAAAGCUGCCUGUAUCUGAAGAUGAUGUUUCAAUGCCACAUUUACUAUCAAAUACUUCUAGUGUUGCAACAGUGACAGUUUCUCCUGAAGGAAGUGUUGUCCUAUCAUCAUAUCAGAUCAAUGCAUUCAUUCACCAGAACAUAUCAAUCAACUGUUCAAGCUCAGGUGGACCUAACAAUACUUAUCAAUGGCGACAGCAUACAGAUGAGUCUGGAAUCAUUAUCAGUAAUAGCUCUGACUUAGUAAUAUCAAAUGUAUCAGUGACUGAUGGAGGUAUGUAUACAUGUACAGUUGAAAAUGAAGCUGGAGAAGAGAAUAGUACAAUGGAGCUGAAUGUUGGUCCUACCUUUAAUGUUCAUCCUGUUAGCACCAAUAUAAGUAUUAACAGUGACCUGGUCCUGAUCUGUACUGCUUCUGGUAUACCCUUGCCUAUCAUUUCUUGGAUCUUUAACUCAUCCUUUGAGAGUGAGGCUACUCUCUCUACUUCUGAAUCAAUUAUAUCAUAUGGAGUUAUACAAAGUCAAUUAUUCAUUGAUGAUAUUGAGCUGUUUGAUUCCGGCAACUAUCAGUGUCAAGCCAGCAGUCCUGAAUAUUCUCCCAUUUUGAGUGACAUUGCAUCUAUCACUGUAAUUGUGUCUCCUAUUUUGGUGUCUGGGAUUGAAAACUCGACCAAGAAUUCAACUGACACCAUGAUAUUUACUUGUACAUUUUCUGGGUUUCCUAAACCAGAUAUUAUAUGGUACAGAUAUAGUAGUGAUGGUGGUAUGGCAGAUACACUGUCAAUCAGACCUGGAGAAGUCAACAUCAGUACUAAUGCUGUAACUGCAAUUGAUGGACAGUAUACUGUGGAAUCACAUUUGAGCUUAUAUGAUCUGGAGAAAUCUGACGAAGGAUUUUACGAGUGUCAUGUCGUUGAUUAUUACUUUGGAAAUGAUAACUCAUCUCUAGCUUAUUUGACUGUACAAGUUCCUCCUAAUAUUACAUCUAAUGACAGCAUUGUCACUGUAUCAGAAGGCCAUACUGCUGUGUUAACAAUCAUCAUUUCAGAUGCAUCUCCUCCAGUUUCUUCUGAACAAAUCGAAUGGAUUUUUACUAGUUUUAAUGGUAGUACUAGUGUCAUAGGCCCUACUGGGCAGUAUAAUUUUACACAAGACAGAACUGGCUUGAUACUAUCAAACGUUGACAGAAUGAACAGAGGCCAGUAUACUGCGAUCAUUAAUCAUCCAACUGGACUACAUUCAUUUAUGUUUCAGCUAUUUGUUACAGUUGCUCCUGAAUUUGUUAUGCAUCCAAUGUCAACUGUUGUGAAUGUGACAAGUGUUGCCCAACUGAGCUGUUCAGUCAGGAGCCACCCAGCAACCUGGUCAAUAGACUGGUACUUCCUAAACUCCAGUUACUACCAACUAUACAAUAAUACAGAAAUUGAUAUUACUUAUAGUCAUGCCAUUGAUUCCACUGAUGGUACAAGCAUUGUAUUAUCAACACUAACAAUCAACAAUGCAAGCAUUACUGAUGAUGGAAUAUACAUGUGUAGGGUUUCAUCUGCCUUACAAGCUAAUGCUACCAUAACAGUCCAAGCACCUCCUAUUGUUACAAGAGGUCCUAGUCCUAUCAUUGGCGUUGUUGGGUCUAAUAUCACUGUUCAGUUUAAUAUUACUGGAGAUAUACCUCCUGUCAAUUCUAGUGAUAUUUACUGGUCUAUCAAUGGGAGCAGCCUUAGAGUUAAUGAGAGGUUUAUGUUUUCUGCCGACAGGCUCUCACUCACUAUCAUUGAGCUAUCCUUUGAAGAUGAAGGAUCUUAUGAACUUACAGCUACUAAUCCUGCUGGCACCAGCAAUAAUGUCAUUUAUCUUGACAUUCAAGUUCCUCCAAUAAUUUAUAGUAGUAGUAGUGGAGUCAAUAGACGUCUUAAUGGAACAAAUAUUAGCUUUUAUUGUCGAGCUAGAGGAUUACCUUCUCCAGUCAUAACUUGGUAUUUUAAUGACAAUAUCAACAUCACACAAAAUACAUACUACUACUACUACUACUACGACUAUUACUACUAUGACUACUCAUAUAGUAGUAUAACAGUUACAGAUAUCACUUUACAAGAUGCUGGUUUGUAUACUUGCAUUGCAAGUAAUGUCCAUGGAACAGUUAAUGCUACUGCAACCCUCCAAGUCCAAGUUCCUCCAACUCUGAUUGACGAUGGCUUGCGUAAUAUCACCACAGCUGCUGGAGAUGAUGUAACAUUAUUUUGUAAUGCAACCGGCUACCCUCCACCCACAAUUGUUUGGUUUAAGAACAAUGUAGUUCUGUCAGAGGAGAGGGAACUAUCAGCUGACGGUGUUUUUAUUAACAACUUCACACAUGACACUACUUCAACUGCAUCAUACUUGUACAUACCAGGAGUAGAUAGAUCUGAUGAUGGUCUCUAUCACUGCCAGUCUUAUAAUGAUUUAGUGAGAGUCAUUACUGUAACAUCUAUGAAAGUUUCCCUACAAAUAUUAAAUCCUCCAAGUCUUAUUAAUGGAUUCAAUGAGACUAUCUACAAUACAUCAGAUACACUGGUACUCUAUUGCAUAUACUCCAGUUUUCCUUCAGCAAACAUUACAUGGCGUCGUGUCACAGUCUCAUUUAACACAAUGAUGAGCAUUGAAGUGGAUAAUAGAACUAGCAUUGAGUUUGUGUCUAGAAAUGAUAUACUAGAGUCAUUAAGUGGAAGUGGUGGGGGCUCUGGAACAAUUCUAAACUUGUAUGAUACUGCUUCAGACCUGUAUAAUAGCUAUGAGAGCUCUUAUGUACUACCAGUCUCAGUUUCUGUUCUUGCGAUUGAGAAUCUGAUCUAUGAAGAUGAAGGAAACUAUACAUGUCAUGCUAAUAAUAAUGUUGCUAAUUUGAUUGAUUCAGUGGUAUCCAACACAGCUUAUAUCACAGUACAAAGAGCACCUCUUGUGUUAGCAAAUCUAAGUUCUCCGGUUAUUGGUGUUAACGGUAGCUCAAUCACACUGAUAUUUACCAUCACUGAGGAUAAUCCUCCAGUGGCUCUUGAUGAGAUCCAGUGGCUGUUGAAUGGUACUGUAUUACCUGCUGGAAUCAGGAUCAGUUUCUCAAUGGACAGACGAUCAGUGACUAUCACUCAAUUACACGUACUACUGGAUGAAGGACUUUAUACACUAAUAGCAACCAAUCCUGCCGGGACUACCAGUGCAAGCAUAUUCCUUAACGUUCAAGUUCCACCUAUUGUUAUUGACAGUGAUGGAGCAGUGAAUGUACUUGAAAGAGCAAACGCAACCUUUUCAUGUCACAUAGCUUCAGAGCCAACCCACAUCACGCACUGGCUUUACAAUGACCAGCUACUAAGCAGCAACGAGAAACAUGUCAUCACUGGAAAUGGAACAAGAUUUGGUACACUCACAAUCACUGAUGCUCAAUACACUGAUCAAGGAGAAUAUACUUGCGUUGGUACAAAUGUACAUGGACAGAUUAAUGCAACAGGAACACUCUCUGUGCAAGUUUCUCCUGUGAUACAAGCUCAUCCUCGAACUCAAAAUAAAAUUGCUGGACAAAGUGUUACCUUUAUAUGCACUGUCACUGGCAAUCCCCUUCCUUCUAUAAACUGGACUCACUCAGGAGGUCUGGAUAGAGGGAGCAAUAUGACUCUGAUUACUCCUGGGAAUGCUACUUUUCUCCCAAUUGUUGAAAGCAGAUAUAUCAUUGAUGCCUUAGACUUACCUGAUGUAGGAAGAUAUUACUGUACUGCUGCUAAUACUCUAGUUGAUGAUUUGACUAGCAGCUCUAAUGAAGCUAACUUGACAUUAAAUUACCCUGCAAAUGUAACUGUAUCUCCUGCUAUACUGGUGAAGGAAUUUCAUGAGACUGGGAACUUUGUCUGUCGUGGAUUUGGUAUUGGUACUCCAGUACUAACUUGGUACAAGGACAAUAGUGAAAUAAUGGACUCGUCAAAGUUUAGACUAACUUCAAGAUACUUUGAUGAAAAUGGCUACAGAGCAUCUGAAUUGAAUCUGACUAUUUCAAAUACUGAUAGACCAGAUGAAGGAACAUAUGAGUGUAGAGGAGUCAAUAAUGUCACUAACCUGAUAGGAGCCACUGAUACCGCCAGUGGCAGAUUCUUAAUUGAAGCUCCACCAAAUGUAACGGCAGUAGAUACUAACAUCAUUGGUCUACGAAGAAAGAAUGUGACAUUGAGUUUCACAAUACUGAAUGCCGCUCCAUUAGUAGUUAGAGAAAACAUUUCAUGGCAGUUCAAAGACACUCAACAGAUUAUAACUGGUAAUUCACGUUAUGCAUUCUCAGAUGAUGGGCUGAGUCUGACUAUAUUGAAUUUGGUGUUUGAUGACGAGGGAGAAUAUGAAAUCACAACUAAGAAUAGGAACGGAAUGGACACUGCUAUAAUAGCAUUGACAGUUGAUGCUGAUCCAGUUAUCACGGUAGCCCCCACUGACAUGAAUGUAGUCAGUCAAAGAACCAUCACACUUGGAUGCAGUGCUACUGGCAAACCAACUCCAGUUAUAACCUGGUCAUUCAAUGGUAAUAGUAUCACUACUGGAUCUAAAUUUAAUCAAAGUCCAAGUGGUAGUUUAACAGCUCUAAUAGAGAGCAUUGCUGAUGAAGGAACUUAUCAAUGCACAGCCACCAAUAAACACAGCAGUAACAUGUCUUCAGCUCUUGUAUCAGUACAAGAUCCUCCACAUUUUACACAAGAUCCAUUAAGCUUGAAUGGAACUGCCUCACUAAACAGUACCUUUACUUGCUCUGUGAGGGGUCACCCAAUACCAGUUAUCUAUUGGCUCAAAGAUGACACUAUUAUUGACACUGAGAGUUUGGGCUCUGGCAUUAAAUAUGUCAUUGAGCCUUCAGUCAUAGAUGAGUACAAUAGGAGGAGUUCACUCACUAUUUAUGACUUGGAAUAUGAUGACAAUGGGAUUUAUCACUGCUUUGCUAAUAAUACACUCUUUGAAUAUAGAAUGGCAAACUCUAAUGUGUCUAUAUUUGGAGUCCACUAUCCUCCUGAUUUGAUAAUGAGUUUGGAAGAUUUGAUUAAAAACAAGUCGGACACUCUCACGCUACACUGUCAGUUUUCGGGGACACCAGCUCCCAGUAUAACAUGGUAUCGUAACAUAUCAACAUUUGAUGCUAGACUACGUACUGGUGGAAAGAUAUCCAUCAGGGAAGUGAAGUCUUUUAGGAAAACUGACUCUUAUCUUGAAGUUCGUGAUCUUGUAAAGGGAGAUGAGGGUACUUACACUUGCAUUGGAAGCAAUGGGAUUGGCAACUUUAUUGAUGCAGUGAACACCUCAAAAGCAUUUAUCACAAUAUAUGUCCCUGCAACCAUCUACCCCAUUGAAAUGAAGUACAGAGUUGUUGGUGUGAAGGAUUAUAAUUUUGACUUUGGUUUUGUCAUUGAGCAUGACUUCCCUCCCGUCAAGUUAAGUAACAUUCAAUGGCACUUCACUAAUCUUAGCAACAUGACUGUUAAUCUAAUGGACAAUACCACAGACCCUAUUCACUAUGGGUUCUCUGAUGAUUAUCAGACACUGUAUAUCACUGAUGUUGAGCUCUCUGAUCGUGGCUAUUACACUCUAACAGCUACCAAUGAAGCUGGAGUGAGGAGUUCUACCAUGUACUUAGAUGUUCACGUUCAACCAAAGCUAUUGAAUGAAACUGGUGGGUAUCUAUUAGUUAAUACUACCGAGUCUCCUGAAAUGCGUAUACUAAACUGUUCAGCUGACGGGAUUCCAGCCCCUAACAUUCUCUGGAGACGCAACGGUCAGCUGGUUCUUAAUAGCACACGUGUUUCUAUAGUCGUGUCACCUGUGCCUGAUUCGGAAAGAAAUAUACGUGUGUCUUCCAUACCUGACAUCAAACAAGUGUACAGCUCGAUCACUAUCAGCAACUUAAGGGAGACAGAUAAUGGAGAUUACACUUGCAGGGCUGAUAAUUCAGCUGGAAUGGCAGAUAUUUUAAACACUCCCUAUCAACUGAAUGUCACAUAUUUACCUCCACCUAAAUUCUGUGAAGUAAACAGGGAGCGGCUAUCACAGAUAUGUCUUAAUGGUGGGACGUGUGUGGAUCUCACUGGUGGAAGAUUCGAAUGCCGUUGUACUGAGAGAUACACUGGGCAGUUCUGUGGAGAAGAGGUUGUAAUCGAGAUCCCACCAAGUAAACCAAGAGUUGAAGCAUCAGUUGGACUUGAGAGGAAAACCUACUCUCUUUUGCCACCUUAUAAUGCAACAGGGAGAUUCUUUGAACCACUAAACCUCACUUGUUCUUCAUCGGGAAACCCUCAGCCAACAAUAACUUGGUUCAAGUAUGGAAAUGUUUACUAUAACUUGUCAAGGACAAUCGAGUUCCCUGAGCUUAAUCUGACUAACAGAGGAUAUUACAAGUGUGUUGCUGAGAACAGGCAGGGUUUAUUUGAAAGUGAAUCCUUCAUUGUCAAUGUAUCUGGUAUUGCUCAGUAUAAAAUGGACAUCAAUAUUAGUGAUAUUGACAAUGCUAUUGAUCUUCAAAACCUUAUUAAUGAGAUCAGCAGUGAAGUUGCUGGAGGGAAAUUACCUGGAACUAAUGGAACAUUUGUCUCUGUCGUUCAAAGGACAAACACAUCUGAAGCACUGAGGAAUAAAAAUUUGACCGUGUUGAUCACCAUCUUGAUUGAUCACAGUGAUUCUAAUACUCGUGCUUUGCUCCAGACCUACAUGAAAAGCCUUGAAACUAAUUUCAUUGUUGAUGAUGAAACCAUUGUACGAUUUGAUGGUUGCUCAGCUAGUCAAACAGUUCUGCCUAGCCCUGUUACCACUGAAGAUCUGUCACUAACAUUGCAAUGGCCAGAAACUAAUUUAGGAGACACAGCAGUAAUAGAGUGUCCUUGUGGUGGCCUUGACUUAAAUUCAAGUGGCCUCAUUGCAACACGUCGGUGUGGUGGUAACUAUGAUGAUGGAGCUAUGUGGGAAAACUCCAAUGAUAUAAGAUGCGACUUUAGCAUAGUAACAAGAAAGAUUUGCAGACUAGCAGAAAGACCAGCAGAUGAGAAAGUUGAGGAGCUAAUAUCCCUCACAAAUAACACAGAAAUGUUUGAAACUGCUGAAGUAACUGCAUCAGUUGCUGUACUGGUUACUGCCACUGAAGAUGUAGCUGGAAACAAAUCACUAACCGAAAACUUUCUUGGAGUUGUAGAUAAUUUAGUUUCAGCCAAUGAGGAAGUACUCAUGAAGAGUAACACAGAAGCUAGAACAAGUUCAAAGCUACUUGGGUCUAUUGAGGUUCUAAGUGAAGCACUCCCAGCUGAGGUUGGGGGAGAACCUGUUGUCAUCACUCAGACCUCUUUUGCUAUCUCGGUCCAAGAAGUUGAGGUCGAAACUUUUAAAGGUCAAACUAUAUCUGCUAACGGGGUUAAUCUCGAUUUCAACAACAGCGAAACUGCCGCAACCAAACCAGCUGUCUCGCUGGAACUGCCUAGUAACCUUUUCCGAGUAUCAACAGGGAAUUCAACUCGUAUCACAAACUCAGUAUUCUUAAACGACUUGUUAUAUUUAAGACGCAAUCCAAAAGGCUUAAACGUAAGUGGUAUAAUAAUUUCAGCCGGUCUUGCUGGAGUAGACCGUGUGUAUAAUCUGACCAAUCCUACAGUUAAUCUGCAGUUCCAACGAAAUAUAACCGGUAGAGAUCCACGUUGUACAUUUUGGGAUGCAUCUCUUGACGAGGGUUUUGGCGAUUGGUCGACUGAUGGUUGUGUCGUUAAUGAGACUUUUGGCUUAAAUGAAUCUCGUACUCUCUGUCACUGUAAUCAUCUCACAAGCUUUAGUGUCCUACUGGAUGUUUCUCCUGAAGUUGGUGAAACUCCACCGCAAAGAGUUAUUGACAAAGCACUCUCUGCCGUUACAUACAUUGGUAUCAUCAUUUCAAUAUUUUGUCUGGUCAUCACUGUAGUGUCUUAUGGCUCAAACAAGAAACUACGUAGCUCUGAUCACGGACAACUGCUCCUUCACUUGUGUUGUUCAUUCAUUGGAAUGUAUUUAUUCUUUAUAUUUGCCAUUCACAGUACAGCUAUACCUGAACUCUGUGCUGUCGUUGCUGUCAUCUUACAAUACUUCUUCCUUGUGACAUUUAUGCUGAUGGCAGCCGAAGCUAUUAACUUGUACUUGAAGCUAGUGGUCGUUUUAGGUGACACGAUUUCUCAUUUUGUCCUCAAAGCAUCCACAAUAAGCUGGAUAUUGCCCCUAUUCAUUUGUCUGUUCUGCUUUGCUCCUGACUAUUACAACUACCAUAAGCCACACUUCUGUCGUGCUUUUGACUUACCAUUUUAUCUCGGGAUGAUCGCCCCUUUUGUCAUCAUUUACAUAUUCAACUGGAGCGUCUUUGCAAUCAUUUUCAUAUCGCUCCUACGCAAAAGCUGCAGCAAGAACCUAAAGGAGGCAAAAGAGACAUCGAAAAUGGUAAAAGCCGAACUCAAGAAGCAAUUCUUUGUUGCAGUGACCCUUUCAAUAUUGCUUGGAUUGGGAUGGGGGGUUGGUCUGCCAGCUACACAGUCUUUCUUUCAAGCUGGUGCAGCUCGUGAUGUGUUUGCAGCAUUCUUUGUUCUAUUGACUGCCUUCCAAGGUCUCUUCAUCUUCAUAAUGCACUGCCUGAGAUCCCCUGAUAUACGAAAGGUUUGGGCUGGCUGGUUUAAACUGGCAACUGGAAAGGAGGUCCCCGACUUUUCGUCAAGCGUCAUCACAAAUAAAGCAAAGAAGAACACUGAUAGCUAUAUUGAUAGGAAGAAGAGGUUCAAUCGUAACAAGAAUCUUUCAACAUCUGAAGCUUCUAAUGAAUUUGCAUACCAUUCCAGCCAAGGUACGCUCCAGCGCUAUGUACAAAGGGAAGGACUCCUUGACAGAAUGGGUACUCUGGAACGCUUUGGACAAGGAGAAGGUGAUUUACCAUUAGCAAUAUUAGAAGAAGAGGAAGGUCCCCUGCCAGUGAUUGAGAAUAGGUACAAUGAAGAUGAGGAGUCUAGUUCUGACGAGUUAGAACAUGGUUUAAAAACUUUCCAAUUGCCGGAAGGAGUCCUAGAAGGUGUCUUCACUUACGAUGGUUUGUUAGACAGUGCAUCAGUUGGUGGUUUGACUGUUGCCUCAGAGGACGGUAAAGGAUGCACUGUAUUUGAGAAUCCAAUGGAACUGAAGCUGCUUGAUCCUUUUGAUCAAUUAUCUACUUCAGCGUCGCAUCAUAGCAUUGCGUCAACUGAUUUCUUUCAAGAUAAUUCACAGACUGUCUUCAAGAAUCCUAUGGAUGAUUUCUGAGAAACUUAUUUUACUUUUUUAUAUUUUUUUAAAUGCUAUUUAACAUUAAUUUUUUGCAUUGUAUUGUUGUUGUUGUUAAUAAAAUAGUACAUUUUUAACCAUAA